Molecule: messenger RNA, 2303 nt
Organism: Fundulus heteroclitus (mummichog)
Lineage: Eukaryota; Metazoa; Chordata; Actinopteri; Cyprinodontiformes; Fundulidae
Gene: slc13a4
Product: solute carrier family 13 member 4
Exons: 16
Coding region: 342-2276 (644 amino acids)
Biological process (GO): monoatomic anion transmembrane transport
Cellular component (GO): membrane
Molecular function (GO): transmembrane transporter activity
Source: RefSeq, a predicted model, not a curated record
GUGGGGCAAAAUGGAGAGUGAUUAGCAUACCCAUCCAGCCUAAUAAAUGCGCCAGCAGUUUCACCUGGAGUCUGUGAGAGUGCCAAUCCCUCCUAGGAGAAGGGGAAAUCCCGAGGCCAGGUGCAAGGAGAGCUAAAACAAUCACCAGCGUGCUCAGACGGGUAAGCUCACCUCACUGGGAAACGCACAGGUCCAGCCACCGCCAGAGAUCUGUGCGUAAAUGCGCACGGCCAAACCACAUCACAGGUGGACCGAGGCUCAACCCGUCAGCCGUUCUAGUGACGCACACGACCGGUUCCCGCUGACCUGUGUGCGCUCCGACCCAGAGCUCCGGGUGACCCAUGAGGCUGGAGGCUGCAGCCAGGAUGGAUGUCUUCAGGAAGCUGUGGAGGGCGAGGAAACUGAUUGUAGUGGUGUUCAUCCCGCUUUCCCUGCUGCCCCUGCCGCUCAUUCACCCCACCAGCGAAGCAUGCUGUGCAUAUGUGUUGAUGGUGACAGCCGUCUAUUGGGUGUCUGAGGCUGUUCCCCUGGGUGCGGCUGCCCUGGUCCCGGCCUUCCUCUAUCCGCUCUUUGGAGUUCUCAAGUCCAGUGAGGUAGCAUCAGAGUACUGUAAAGACACCACUCUGUUGCUGAUGGGAGUCAUCUGCCUGGCAGCCUCCAUAGAGAAGUGGAACCUGCACAAACGUAUCGCUCUACGCAUGGUGAUGAUCGCAGGGGCAAAGCCUGGCAUGUUGGUGCUGGGCUUCAUGUGCUGCACAGUGUUCCUGUCCAUGUGGCUCAGCAACACAUCAACCACUGCCAUGGUGAUGCCAAUAGCCGAGGCCGUCCUUCAGCAGCUCAUCUGCACCGGUCUGGCUGACUCCCACCAUGACUCGGAAACGGUAGAUUCUCCGGAGGAAGACAGCGCUAUUUCUACUAAAGAGGAGAACCUGGAUAAGAACCAACUAGAGCUGCUCUAUCAAAAUGAACAAAACGAAUGUACCAAACAGGAGCUCUGUGCAUUCACAGAGGGAGAGGCAGGUGAGGUGAACGGCUUCGGUCUUCAGCCCGUCUUGAACAAGACGUUUGUUAGACAAACCAACGGACACCUACCGCAGGUUGCCAUAGAGAUUCCAAAUGUGAAGCGGGUGAAGGCUAGGAGAGACUCCCAAUAUCCCACAAAGAGGGAUCAUAUGAUCUGUAAAUGUCUGUCGCUGAGCAUCACGUACGCAGCAACCAUCGGAGGACUUAUCACCAUCACUGGCACGUCGACCAACCUAAUCUUUGCAGAGCAGUUUAACACUCGAUAUCCGGACGCGAAGGUGAUCAACUUUGGCACCUGGUUCAUCUUCAGCUUCCCUAUUGCCAUCAUUAUGCUCGUCCUCACCUGGCUGUGGCUGCACUUCCUCUUCCUUGGAUGCAACUUCAGAGAGACGUGCUCGCUGAGUAAGAAACGCAAGACCAGGAGAGAAAUGAUGUCAGAGCAAAGGAUCCAGGAGGAGUACGCAAAGCUGGGGCCUAUCAGCUACCCAGAAGUGGUGACGGGUAUUUUCUUCAUCCUUAUGACUCUGCUGUGGUUCACCAGAGAGCCCGGCUUCGUGCCCGGCUGGACGUCACUCUUUGAAAAGAAGGGCUACAGGACUGAUGCAACUGUGUCUGUCCUCCUGGGCUUCCUGCUCUUCCUCAUCCCUGCUAGACGUCCUUUCUCAUCAUCCUCGCCCAGCUGCGAAAACACAGAUGACAAUUCAGAGUCUGAUCCACUUGCCCCCAUGAUCACUUGGAAAGAUUUCCAGAGACUAAUGCCAUGGGAAAUUGUAAUCCUGGUAGGAGGAGGAUAUGCACUUGCGGCUGGUUGCAAGGUGUCGGGCUUGUCUGUGUGGAUUGGCAGACAGCUGGAGCCCAUGAGCGGUCUUCCUCCCUGGGCAGUCACUCUACUGGCCUGCCUCCUGGUGUCAGCAGUCACAGAGUUUGCCUCCAACCCAGCAACUCUUACCGUCUUCCUGCCCAUCCUGUCAGCUCUGUCAGAGACCCUGCUCAUCAACCCCCUCCACACUCUGAUCCCUUCCACCAUGUGCGUGUCGUUUGGGGUCAUGCUUCCAGUGGGGAACCCCCCCAACGCCAUCGUCUUCAGUUACGGCCACGUGCAGAUCAGUGACAUGGUGAAAGCCGGCUUUGGAGUGAACCUGAUCGGUGUGGCGGUGGUCAUGUUAGCCAUCACCACUUGGGGGGUCCCGCUCUUCAACCUAACGGAGUUCCCUGCCUGGGCAGUGGCCAGGAACGUUACUAGAGGCUUAUAACCAACACUAGGCUGGGGCCUGAGCCAA